This is a messenger RNA of Nerophis ophidion (straightnose pipefish), 8814 nucleotides long. RefSeq names its product coiled-coil domain containing 57 (gene ccdc57). NCBI's taxonomy places the organism in Eukaryota, Metazoa, Chordata, Actinopteri, Syngnathiformes, Syngnathidae. The record is from RefSeq and is a predicted model, not a curated record. Bases 171 to 2975 code for a protein of 934 amino acids. The transcript is spliced from 20 exons.
GAACCCUGCACCGUUCUAGCGGAAGUAUUAACUAGCUGUUUCGUAAAAGUCAGCAUAAUUCGCAUUUUACUUCGUCCUCCACCGCGCAUCGAGUGUCGCUUUGAAUAUUUGUGUCAUGCACAUCGAACAGUUUCAAGUAAGCCUUGGAUGCUGACCGUCCCAGUUCCAAAAUGCAGUCGAACGUCCACAGUGGAUUGGGAGACCUGGAAGCGCAGGCAGUCAAUAAAGAGAGAGAGUGGAAGGAACUCCAGGCUAGAAGGAUUCAUCUACUAGAAGAUUCUCUUGAAAAGGCUAACAAGGAGUGCUUGUGUCUCAGACACCAGAAUCAAAGGCUGAAGAUGGACUUUCAGUACAACCUGGAUAUCCUGGAUGAACGAGACAGAGAGCUGGAUAGAUACGAUAUCAUCACUUCCAAGGCCGUAACUGCGGAGCAAAACAGGCAGGAGGAGUUGAGUCAGCUCCGUAUUCAGGUUGCCAUGCUGGAGGAGAGGCAAGCCAAAGACGCUGAGGCGAGACAGGAGGAGCAGCUUAUUAGCCAGAACAAAGCUGCUCAACACAAGCUGCAGCUGGAGGAGCUCAGACACUCGAUGACAGGCAAAAUUCAAAAACAAAUGGAGGAACACGAGAGGGUUAAAUUGGAGUUGCAGCACAGAAUACAAGAGCAAGAAGGAGAAAUGAUGCGGCUGAGACAGGUGACGACAACAGCCAUGGAAAAAAAGUUAAAAGAGCACGAACAUGAAUUCAACUUGAAGCGAGAUGAGAUGCAGGCAAUGUUGCUUUCUAGGGACCUCAAGAUAAAGCUUCUGUCGAAAGAGACGGAAAUACAGAGCCAAGCUAAACUGGAAGCAAACGAAGUGCUCAAAGCAUCUGAUGAGUUCUUAAAGCAGUUACAGACCGAGUUGCAACAAAAGGACCAGCUGAUGGAUGAUAUUACCAACGUCAAAGAUGUCAGAAUAAAGCAGCUUGAGGACAAGUUGAAACAGAUGGCAAAAAAGCUGAAAAAGAAGGAAGGUGAUCACAUGAAAAAAAAUAAGGACAUGAUCCAGACUUUGAAGGAGAAGGAGAAGCAGUUGAUGGCUUGCUGUGAAGCCCACAAAAAGCACCUACAGAAAGCUGAAGAACGCAUUGUCAAACUACAGGAUGACAUCACGGUUACAUCUGCUCAGACUCACUCGGCACAGAGAGACUUGCAGAUGGCCUUAGCUGACAAAGAUGAUACAAUAAAAAGGCUUCGUGUGGAAAUGGAUACGAGUCAGACUGCCUGGGAGAGUUACAUGAGUCAGGCUUCCAGCGAGAUGGUCGCCAAGGAUGCAGAGUUGAUAGGCCUGCGGGAAAGCAAUCACAAACUCAAGGCAGAACUGGAAAGGAGCAGGGAGGAGAUAAAGAGAUACAAACAGGAUGUGAGUGCAGGUUUAAAGAGAGAGGCGGACUUGCAGCAGUCGCGAGUGCAGGUAGAGCUUGAGUGGCAGAGGCGCUAUGAAGAUGCCAAGGUUAAACACUACCUUGAUAAUGAGCAGCUUAUUCAAGACUUGACCCACGCCAGAGACCAGGCAAAGGCGGAGCUCAAUGAGAAGGAAAAAGAACUACGAGGCCUUACUGUCUCGAUUCCUUCUGUCAAAAAAGGGGAAGACAAUGGAGUACAGGGCCUCAUGCCAAGGACGGAUGUUCAAACAUCUGAGGAGAUACGUUCCCUAAUGGAGCAAAACAACAUGUUGCGAGCUGUGGUUAGCCAGAUGAGAAAAAAUAUGGAAGAUCUCAGUGAUCUCCAACAACAUUCUCAGCCCAUGUUUCAGAACUACUCCACUGAUGCUAUGAAACCCCGCGAAGCCCCCGCUGCUACUUCAAUCACCUCCGCAACUGAACCUCUUGCCAAGCAUUCUGACAUCUCUGCCAACACCACCCCAGCAGAUGUAUCAGACCACACUGAGGCUCAUUGCAGACGACUUGAGAGGAAGCUGCAAGGUGCUUCCGGGCUCUUGAACCAAGUUCCUGCUAAGUCCUCGGUCCACACAUCUUUAGGCAAACCGCAUAACCAUGACAAUGGAUCUAAGACAGGUCACUGUUUGGAGAAGCACGCAGACAACACGUUUUUGAGGAAACAGGUGGUGAGGGGGCUACAUGCAAACGUCACCGAUCAGACUGCUCUGGUACAACACCUGCAACAUGAAAAUCCCUACCUGUGGCGGCGGCAGCAACAACUCACCUCAUCUUUGACGGUUGGCGCUGCAUCUCCAAGGAACAAUGCCGAGCUGCGUGCCAGGCUGAAACAGGCAGUUUGUCACAUUCUCCAACUAAGCCAGGAGAAGCAACAGCUUAUACAGAUGGGCAACUGCCUGCGUGCCCACAUUACCACUGCAGAGCGACAGGGUACAGUAAGAAGCUUGCAUUCAGAUUCAACUAAAGAAAACAGAGAUUGUGUUAUGGUGGAACAAGGACGUCAACAUGACCGACUUUCUGCUCUGGAGGAACUACAGUACAAGCUCACCACACAGGAGCUUCAGUAUGCAGUAAGACAGAUGGCUUGCGGGGCUUUUGACGGCAGAGGGCCUCCCAUAAAAGGAGAUGACGAUGAUAGAUCCAGAGGGCACAACAUCCCUGAUGAGUCUGAGACAUCUAAAAUGUCAGAUCUAAGUUCUUCGGUCAACCAACUACAGAACUCGUUGGAGGUGAAGAUGCAGUCCAGUUCAGACGACUCUCUACCAUCGUUGAAAGCAAUUUGGGAAAUACUGGACCAUGGACUCAGUUCAUCCAUACACUCAGAGGGUGAAAGUGAGCUGAACAGGAUCAGGGCAACUAAGCCCAGCAGUGUUGGAGUGAUGGUUUCAGGUACUAGUGCUCCCAUCCACAGACAUCGCCCAACCGAGUUCCAGCAGAAGAGGAAACCUUACAAAGCAGCGUUUAACCCAGCAGAGAACACUAUACAUGAAGCCCCUGAUAAAAUUAGUAGGAUCAGGAACUAUAAUGUUAAAGACUGACAAACAUUUAAAAUCGUUAUGGUAAUAGUGUGACCUGUGCCAUUGAUGGUUUGAUGUGAAUUCCGUUCAGCUUGUGCUGUGCACCAGCACAACUGGCUAUAAUAUAACCUACAGAACACGGUGCUGCCACCACCAUGAUUAGUGUCUUUUAGGUUUGAAACGGUGACGCACAAAUAGAUCAAUCUUUUUCUUUUCUGACCAUGAACAUUCUACCCACAAAGCAUCUGGCUUGUACAUGCGGGCAGCUGCACAUUUCAGUAGAGCUUGAAAGUGUCGAUUGCAAAGCAGUUACUAAGUUCUUGAUCCAUCACUCUCUCAGUCCGCGGUAAAACCGUAGUAUAAUUGUUUACUUUGAACUUUCUUAUUGGUGUUCCAGCAGUUUCCAUUUCACGGCAGGCUUUAGUUUUGACAAAUCCUUUGUUCUUAGGGUAUCGCAUUUCCUUUUACCUGAGAGUGACCUUGGCACAUCCAAAUAACUUAUGUAUUAUUGUUUAACUGAUGAACGUUGAAUCUGCAGUUGUUAAGAAUAAUGUUUCAAAGAAAAAAAUGUGAUACUAGCAAAAACAGAUUUGUUUUGGUUAAACUUGGGCAAUCUCGUUUACAACAUCAGUCAUAAAAGAAACAUAUUUGGAGAGUAACAUUUGACUGAAAAGACGAUUUUGUGUUCAACCUACAUCACAGCAGUCUUAAGGCACUUAAGGCAAAGACACUCCUACACAAACACUUACACUACAAUUGUGGUUUUAGGCAAGCAAUUACUAAAAUAUUAAUUUUGAAAUUAACCUUUUUAGAUUUCACUGAGUCUUUUGGACUUUCACAUUGUUCUGAGUUGAGUUCUGGUCCAUUGAAUCCAACAAAUCCCUUUAAACUACCAAAGUCUAGACCAUCAGCUACAGUCAAUCAUGACCCUUUACAAGGAAUCAGUCGAGCUUGCUCCUAUCAAGUUAAAAGACAUCAUGGAAACCCAGGCAUCGCUUAUUCAAAUUUGGUGUAUUCAAUGUGUAUUUCUGACACUUUGUAAAUUACAAAAAAACAAAAUAAACUUAGUUUUGCACUUAAUUCUUGUUUUUAAAAAUGAUUGUAAAUUAUGCUUUAAUAUACAGUAAUUUAAGAACCGUUCAAAUAAAUCAUGAAGGGAUAUUGACUGCAUUAUAGGUCUGACUGGACCUGUAUGGAGUUAGACAUAUGUGGACAAGGAUUCAAGGGAAAAAGAAGCAGUUGCUAUGGGUCAAGCACAAGGAUCCUUGCUGAGUUCACAUAUCAGCAGCAUGGCAUGGCCUGUUGUUUUGGAGACACUGAUGUGUGUUUUGACAUGUCUAAUCCCUUGUAAAGAAUAAUAUAUCUGAUUCUAAUCGCAAGUUUAAGAUACUUUCAAUAGUUAAAGAAUAAUACAAAGGUAAAAUUCUUGAAAAGGAGGAACUAGCCUUCCAUCCAUUUUCUACCGCUUAUUCCCUUUUGGCGCCUAUAUCAGCUACAAUCGGGCGGAAGGCGGUGUACACCCUGGACAAGUCGCUACCUCCUCGCAGGGCCGGAACUAGAAUUGGAUAGCAAUAUUUCUAAAUUAUAAUCAUUUUAAUUAGCUACACAUCCCUUUGACAAAAAUCUCUUAUUGAUCUUAGGAACCACUCAAGCGUCUCCCUCUUCAUCACUUAUUUUUCCUUGGACUGGCGCCCACCUUUGUGAACACUUUUUGACCAUGGACUCUUUAUCCUAUUAAACUUACUGGCUCUUUUGGUAUAAAGAGAAUGAAGAAUUCUUCAUCAGAACUAACUUUUGGCAGAAGCUUGCUCUUGUGGAGGCAUCCGCUCGUGAUGCUUACGUACGUAAUCAACAAUGUUUUUUGCGGGAGUGAGACCAACGCUGUAAAAUUAACCUGUGACCUGUUUAAAGAAACCCUCGUGAAAUCUUCCAAAAGACCCGACCUUUGACUGUUCAACAAUAUAAUACGGAUGAAGUCUGGAACUUAUCCUAGCUCUUCUACUUUCUCCUCCCAAUAAUAUACAGUUAUAAAAGUAAAUAAUUUCUUUUUACCUUGUAUUACUUUUUAUGUCUUAGGUUUCGAGUUUUAAUUGCUACAUUGUAUGUCCUUCAUGUGUUUUGACUGUGGAAAUGACUUAACUUUCAAUUUAGGUAUGAAAUCACCGACUUAGACUAAAAUUCGACCAUAGGAAUGUCACUCAUUUGUAACCCAAGAAUUAGUCACCAUGUAUGAGUAACGCAGGUGUUGCAUUGAUAAAUAGCCGAAAAAUACAAUUAUGGUAUUUGUAUAUUUGCUUUUUUUCAUAAAUGGUACCUCAAUUUAAGAUUGCCUCAACUUAAGCGUGUUUUGAGAUAACAAAUGUCACAGUGAAUCCUGUAAGAUUUGCCCAAAACAGCUGGGGCCUCAUGCACACAGAGUUGCAUGGCUUUCCUACUAAAAAUGGAGGUACGAUCAAAUCAGAAAACGGCAUACACAAGCAAAAAUCAGGACGUAUUAAAGCAGGGGUGUCAAACGUACGGCCCGCGGGCCUGAACAGGUUUAAUACCACCCUAAACCCCACAAGAUGAGUUUGCGAAGUAUAAAAAUGAGCUGCAAUUUUUUAAUAAAAGAAACUGCUGUUCUAAAUGUGUCCGUUGGAUGUUGUAAUAGCAAUUCAAGUGUAACCCACGUCACACCUGACACUGUAUAAAGAUGACCUGUUAGCUGACUUUGGGUGUCCUCUUGAUUGGCUGCUGCAACUCCAAUCAGUGCAGGUGCAAGCAAUCAGCUGUUCCUGUUGUGGCUGGCAGCAGACUGAUGCAGUAUUGACGGACAAAGCCUGCUUUUAUUGUAAAUGAUCUACUGAACGGAUAAAAUACUGAAACGAAAAGAUGCAAAGCCUUAAGUCAGUGCUUCUCAAAUAUUUUAUGAUAGCGCAGGUGCAAGCAAUCAGCUGCUCCCGUUGUAGCUGGCAGCAGAUGUAGGCAGACUGAUGUACUAUUGACGCACAAUACCUUCUCUUCUAAAUUAUCCGCUCAACGGAUAAAAUAACAAAACAGUAAGAAGCAAAGACUUAAGUCAGUGCUUCUCCAAUUUUUUAUGAUACCCCCUGCGGAAAAAAAGAAGAUGUUUUGCGCCCUCCUACUCUCCACUGUGACUAUAAAUAGUAUAUUUUGUCCAUAAGAUUGUUAUAUCUAUACCUCUUUAUAACAUUGUAAGCUUAUCAAAAUAAAAGGAAACAACACAUCGGUCUUUCCUCGUCUUCCACCUUGGUUGGGAAGCCAAGUGCUACAUUUGCGUCAACAUAUUCUGGUACGGGAAAAAAAAUCAUGUUCCGCGAGGUCACAUGCGCCGCCAUGGCAUCGUUCCAUGCCCCCCUUCCCUCCCAUUGGGGCCCGCUCCUCUAUUUAAGAAGGACUGACUUAAGUCAACAUGGCAUCUUCUUUGAAGUCCGAGAUCCGUGCUGCGGUCGCAAUUGGUUGAUGGCGCAAAGCAAACCCUGAAAUCCAUUGUAAAAAUGUGUGUUUCUACAUUUGUUGUUUGUUUCUUUUUUCUUUUUUCGCUUUAACAAUUAUUUGUAAUGUGUACAAUAUCAGAAUCUGUUUGUUCUAUUGUUGGCCCAAGAAAAACAAAGCAAAGAAUCUGAAGUUGUCUUUAUUUUAAAGUUAUUAUGCCAUGAUUUACCAGACUGGGGAAUAGGUUUUCCCCCAUGCGGCCCCUGAGCUAAAACCACUUUGACUCCCCUGUAUUAAAGCGUUCGCACGCACAAAUCCAUGCAAAUUUCUUUGUUACAUCGCAAUCUAUCUUAACAGACUGCAGACGUGUGUGUGGCUUGGCACACCCAGGCCACACCCCCCUAUAAAUACACAAAUCAUAUUGAAAAUAGCCAUUUGACUGAGAAUAUAGCCUCCGGCACCCUCCGCGACCCCAAAAGGGACAAGCAGUAGAAAUGGAUGGAUGGAUGGCACGCGCUGUCCAAAGAGGACUCAGUGGGAGGUGCGACUUUCUCCUGAGACGGAAAGCAGAACACAGGCAAACAUCCAUAUGAUACACACAACUUUAAAAGGGUGGAUGACUGUGAUUCCCCACUGUGAAAAUACUUUUUCCAUCCAUCCAUUUUCUACCGCUUGUCCCUUUUUGGGGUAGCGGGAGGUUGCUGGAGCCUAUCUCAGCUGCUUUUGGGCGAAAGGCAAUGUACACCUGGACAGGGCUGGAAAUACUUUUUUAUCUAACUUAAAAAAAACUGUGUUCAGACAGGAUGCCUGCUGGUUUUGUGAAAAUUAUUUUUCGUUUAGACAUGCCAGGGCUAUAAAAACGGUUACGAAAAACUUGUUUGAUUACUCAGUAAGGACAUGUUUUUUAAUAUUAACACUAUAUAUAUAUACAUACAGUACAUUUUUCAACCAUAGCAAGAAAGAAAGUGAGUGUCAAGAACAAUGCUUUGAAGAAUGAAUUGAAGAAUUAAAGAAAUAAAUCAUCAAAAAUGUGACAGUGUGUCGCCAACUUGGAGAAGCAAUUUGAGCACAUUGAAGCACAACGCCUCACUAGUUGUUUGAUCAAUAUUCUAUUGUGUUGUUUUCAAACAACAUUUCUUGUCUAAAAGUUGUUUUUCAUUUGAAAGCUAUGUUAGAUGUUAAGUGUGGCGUCAAUUUAAAUUGAUUUCAAGUGCUUUCAAUGUAACAUUGAUUUGAGCUAACCAAUUUGAGGUAGAAUUUGUAUUUUGUCUCAAAACUAAAACUAACCCUAACUCUAGGCUAAACAACAUUUUCGAAAUGUUUUUUUGAUAACAUUGGAAAUGGUUUCAUCUGAAUUAAAAAUUUGCACACUUCCUCGUUUGAGCCCACUUAGGAUGGGAUAGAAUAGGUCUUUAUUGUCAUUGCACAAGUACAACGAAACUUUGUUUUCAGCACAAACCUGUUCAAGAUUAGACAAACAAACAGUGUACAGGGUUACAGAACAAGAACGCUGAUGGGUCGCCAUAAGGCGCCCCGUAAAAGAUGGGAAAAAGGUCAACGCUGGGGAAAGAUGAGUAAAAUAAUACAAUCUAGACUGGGCUCCUAAGGGGGCCCAGUCUGGAGUGGGAAAAAACCUUCAUAGCAAAGCACAUAUACAUAUUACAACAUACAUCUCGAGAUAUCCGGCAACAGAAGGAAGGUAGUUCAAGGUCAUGGUGGUAGGCCGCAGCUCUCAGGCGCUGGCCAUCCAUUCAUCACCCCUAUGGGAUUUACGUCGAGGGCGUUGGGGUGGGGGCAACGGGCUGUAUGUGUGGUGUAUAUUUUUUUGUGUGUGUGUGUGUGUGUGUGUGUGUGUGUGUUUAAGCCUGCAGUGUGUCUCUGUUCCACGGCCUUGACGUAUUAUGCAGUCGCUAGUCCAGAGUCAACAACAACAGGUGUGUGAGUUUGUUGUGUCUUCACCACACCGUCCUUCGGGAGAGUCUCGAAGCCAGGGAAACAAUCCAAGUUAGAAUGAUUUGUAUGCAAGUGAAAAUAAAAUUUGCUUUUCACUCUAAAUUGUCUAUGACUGGUCCUCAAAUCUGCGGGGUAGAAAGUCCGAUGUAAUCCACAGUUCUUCCCGCAUCCUCCAAUCAUUUGUGGCAGCUUUAGGGUACUUUGAAAAAUGCCAGCAACUUCCAAUUUGUCGACAAACCAGAGCAAUGCUUACUUCAAUCAGCAAAUGUCCUGUUGUCAUAAUUCCAAAUAGGUGGAUAUCUUCACGUUCUUGACAGAAAAGGGUCGCCAGGCAAGCGGCCCUCCUUCUUCUCCCAAGAGUCCGUCGUGUGUCCAGCAACAACCGCUUCGUCAUGACAGCAGGUUCCCCCAAACCCAAGAUCUUGUCAAUUUUGUUGAGGCCAGUUAAAGAGUUCCAAUGUUUAGAUUUGGA